Messenger RNA from Oncorhynchus nerka (sockeye salmon), 3156 nucleotides. RefSeq names its product potassium voltage-gated channel subfamily H member 5-like. Gene Ontology annotation, molecular function: voltage-gated potassium channel activity. The record is from RefSeq and is a predicted model, not a curated record. The coding region runs from base 1 to 3156 and encodes 1051 amino acids. NCBI's taxonomy places the organism in Eukaryota, Metazoa, Chordata, Actinopteri, Salmoniformes, Salmonidae. Gene Ontology annotation, cellular component: plasma membrane. Gene Ontology annotation, biological process: regulation of membrane potential; potassium ion transmembrane transport. The transcript is spliced from 13 exons.
AUGUCUAGCAAACCAAACACAGAAACAAGUUUCCUGUUGGGGAAUGCCCAGAUAGUGGAAUGGCCAGUAGUAUACAGUAAUGACGGGUUUUGUAAGCUGUCGGGGUACCACAGGGCAGAAGUCAUGCAAAGGAGCAGCACAUGCAGUUUCAUGUAUGGGGACCUGACAGACAAGAACACAAUAGAUGAAGUCAGGCAGACCUUUGAUAACUAUGAAUCACAUUGCUUUGAAGUGCUGCUCUAUAAGAAGAACAGGACACCCAUAUGGCUCUACAUGCAGGUGGCUCCCAUCAGGAACGAGAACGACAAGGUGGUUCUGUUCCUGUGUACCUUCAAAGACAUAACUGUCUUCAAGCAGCCUAUUGAGGACGAAUCCACCAAGGGAUGGAACAAGUUUGCCCGGCUGACCCGGGCACUGACCAGCAACAGCCGCAGCAACAUGCAGCAGCUGACGCCCAUGAACCAAGUCAACGAGGUCAGCCACAAGCACUCCAGACUGGCUGAGGCUCUCCAGCUGGGCUCGGACAUUCUCCCCCAGUACAAGCAGGAGGCGCCCAAGACGCCGCCCCACAUCAUCCUCCAUUACUGCACCUUUAAGACCACCUGGGACUGGGUCAUCCUCAUCCUCACCUUCUACACAGCCAUCAUGGUGCCCUACAAUGUCUCUUUCAAGACCAAGCAGAACAAUUUGGCCUGGCUCGUGCUGGACAGCGUGGUAGAUGUCAUCUUCCUUGUGGACAUUGUGCUCAACUUCCACACCACCUUCGUUGGGCCUGGUGGAGAGGUCAUUUCGGACCCGAAGCUGAUUCGAAUGAACUACCUGAAGACCUGGUUCGUCAUUGACCUGCUGUCCUGCCUGCCCUACGACAUCAUCAAUGCCUUUGAAAACGGCCUCAGCAGCCUCUUCAGCUCACUGAAGGUGGUCCGACUUCUCCGCUUGGGCCGCGUGGCCCGGAAGCUUGACCAUUACCUGGAGUACGGGGCGGCGGUCUUGGUUCUACUGGUGUGUGUCUUCGGCCUGGUGGCCCACUGGCUGGCCUGCAUCUGGUACAGCAUUGGGGACUACGAGGUCAUUGACGAAGCCACCAACACAAUCAAGACAGACAGCUGGCUCUACCAGUUGGCCACGAGCAUUGGCUCACCCUACCGCUACAAUGCCAGCGGCUCUGGCCAGUGGGAGGGUGGCCCAAGCAAGGACACACUCUACAUCUCCUCUCUCUACUUCACCAUGACCAGUCUCACCACCAUCGGCUUUGGCAACAUCGCUCCCACAACAGACGGCGAGAAGAUCUUCUCUGUGGCGAUGAUGAUGGUGGGCUCCCUACUGUAUGCCACCAUUUUUGGGAACGUCACCACCAUCUUCCAGCAGAUGUACACCAACACUAACCGCUACCACGAGAUGCUCAACAAUGUGCGUGACUUUCUCAAACUUUACCAGGUGCCAAAGGGAUUGAGCGAGAGGGUCAUGGAUUACAUCGUCUCUACUUGGGCCAUGUCCAAGGGCAUUGACACAGAUAGGGUCCUGUCAAUCUGUCCCAAAGAUAUGCGAGCAGACAUCUGUGUCCACCUUAAUAGACAGGUGUUCAAUGAGCACCCAGCAUUUCGACUAGCCAGUGAUGGCUGCUUGCGCUCUCUAGCGGUUGAGUUCCAAACCACACACUGCGCCCCAGGGGACCUCAUAUUCCACGCUGGCGAAAGUGUGGACACCCUUUGCUUUGUAGUAUCCGGGUCAUUGGAAGUUAUUCAGGACGACGAGGUCAUCGCCAUUCUAGGUAAGGGAGAUGUGUUUGGGGAUGUCUUCUGGAAGGAAGCCAAUCUGGCACAUGCUUGUGCCAAUGUUCGGGCUCUCACCUACUGCGACUUGCACGUAAUUCGGAGAGAUGCUCUGCUGAAGGUGUUGGAGUUCUACACGGCUUUUGCCAACACAUUCUCCCGCAACCUAAUUCUCACCUGCAAUUUGCGCAAACGGAGAGAGAUCGAGCUGGAGGUGGAGGUGCGGGUGGAGGUGGAGGUAGGGGUGGAGGUAGGGGUAGAGAUGGAGGUGGAGGUAGAGGUGGAGGAAGACCAAGAAAUUCAGGCGACCGUAGUGGACCAUGUCGUCAACCAUGGUUUGACCUUGAGAGAGGUUGGGCAGAGAGUGCAGUCCGAUCUGAGCCGCUUCACCAUAAUCUUCCGAAAGAUCGCCGAUGUGAAGAAGGAGGAAGAAGAGCGCCGGCAGCAGAAGAAUGAAGUAAUGCUCUCUAUUCCUAUUGACCACCCGGUUCGCAAGCUCUUCCAGAAGUUCAAGCAGCAGAAAGAGAUUCGCAUGCCAAUCCAAGCUCAGCCUGACCUGGAGCGCAACCGGCUUCAGGUUGACCACCACCACCCCCUUACCAAUCUCCCACACCAACAGUGUCAGACUCACCCCUUGCAGCACCAAAAUGGCUCCCCGAUGCAGAAUGGGGCACCUGGCACAGGUGGAGGGACUACAAGCGGUGGCUCCAGUGUAGUUACUGUCUCCCAGAUCACCCCGUUGCAGAGUUCACUGGCCUAUGUCCACACUGGGGAGCCCAUUCACACUGGUUGUCACGAGGUCAAGGAGCUGAAGCCCAGUGUGGUGGACCAGAACUGCCUGAGGGUCACCAGUCUGGUACGGCCCAGGGGUGGAGGUGGUGGUCAAGGCUGGAUGAGGUUUAAGAAUGCUACAGUGGCGGUGCCACUGGCCCCCGAUGAACCUGAAGGGCCACAGCAGAAAGAAGAGGAGGAAUGGGGUGAUGUGUCCCAAUCCUCAGAACAGUUGACUGAUGACAGCAAGAGCCAGGAGGCAGAAGGUGGGGAGAGCAGCAGCGGGGGUGGCGUCAGCAGCACAGGAGAGGGGGCGACGAGAAGAGCGCACUCCACAAGACAGACUCCUGCGACAGUGGCAUUACCAAGAGUGCUGCUCCAGUCCACUCUCCAGGAGGCCAAGCUGGAGCUGAAGGGAGAUAUCCAGAUGCUGAGUGGCCGUUUAUCAACACUUGAAGCCCAAGUUAGUGAGAUCCUCAGAUUGCUGUCUGAGAAGAGGAGGCUCUCACUGCCGCAGACCUCUACCCCCAAGGCUAAGAUCAAAUGCCAGGACAUCUUCACCGUGUCAAGACCUGUCACACCGGACAUUGAGAGAGACAAUGGACCUUUUUGA